UGUAUGGAGCCGACAACGGUUGAAAUGUGAUGUUUGCUCCACUGCUCUGGUCUUAUCCGGUGAGUGGAGUGGUCAGGUCAGCCGCGUACUGUGUGGAGCUUCGUGUGCGCUUUAUCGACAAUAAAGUUACAUUUGACGCCUUCAUUAUUUCACCAACGAAGGUACCUGAUGGAAAAUAGCCGAUUGAAUAGAGACCUGAGGCCAUGUUUCAGAUGAUUCUACUGAGAUGGGCCUUUCCUCUAGGUGAUUCUGAUCUACACGGGUCCUGUGGAAGUGAAGAAAGUGGUAGAGGAGGAGAAGCAGGAGACCUAUCAUUCUGACUCUGUUCUGGAUCUAUGGACUGUAGACAAACACCAUCUGUCUUACGUCAGACAGUGCGACUCAUUCCACAUUUGUUUGAACUAACGUCGUACAGGAGGAGUUUUGCGUAGGAGUGACGGCACCUGUUGGACUCAGAAAAGAAGGCAAUGGCCGUGUGUGUGUGUCAGUGGUGUCCGGCUGGCUCUGCUGUCGUCUAGGCUCUGCUGUCGUCUAGGCUCUGCUGUCGUCUAGGCUCUGCUGUCGUCUAGGCUCUGCUGUCGUCUAGGCUCUGCUGUCGUCUAGGCUCUGCUGUCGUCUAGGCUCUGCUGUCGUCUAGGCUCUGCUGUCGUCUAGGCUCUGCUGUCGUCUAGGCUCUGCUGUCGUCUAGGCUCUGCUGUCGUCUAGGCUCUGCUGUCGUCUAGGCUCUGCUGUCGUCUAGGCUCUGAUGUCAGAUGUUCCCUCUGGACUACUGGAGGCUUGUGUGGUGGUUGGAGCUGGCAGCAGUACACUCAGGGAACUCUAUCAGUCACACCAGCAGGGUAAAAUCAAAGAGCUCCCCCUGUUGGAGACGGAGGUACUGCAGGUGCACGCCCCACCCUUUGUGACCAAAGAGAGUGUGAGUAGCGAGACCAAGGGUCAGGGUCAUGCCCCGGCCUUCACCAGGAUCCAGAGGAGGCGCUCCUUCAUCAAGAAGAAGAGGGGGAGGCCUGGUACGGCUAAUGGAGAGGUAGCCAAGGGUAGCGAUGGAUGGGGUGGCACCACAGAGGACAUCAGUGUCCCCAAGGACCUGGACCUCAUCGCCCUGCCUCAGCUCUGCUUCCCAGGGGGUCUUCAGAUAGCCAGUGAGCAGAGAGAAGACUCGUACCAUUACCUGGUGUUUACUGAUGUCUUCGGGAACAGGACACAUGCUGUAGUGGUGCAGUACUACAGACCUAUACAGUUCUCUCAGGAUGGUGGGCACCAAAAUGGCUACCGGUUGUCCUCCAAGUCGUCUCGUCUCUACACGGCGUACGGCAUCUGUGUCAUCUCUAAAUACCCUUACUACAACGCUCUCAGGGACUGCCUGUCAUGUCUCUUGUCCCAGCUCAAGCCCAGCUGGAUGGGGGACUUUGAGGAGAGGGUGAAGGAGUUUUCAGCCAAGCUGGCGCUGGUGCCCAUACCUCCACCUGGGCAACUGCAUGUGGUGUUUAGUCUGAGGCCUCUCCAGAUUGGGCUUCCCUCCCGGGAGGAUAAGGACCGGCCAGCUGUUGACCUCGACCUCCAUCUGCCUUUCCUGUGCUUUAGACCCCGACAGCUCCUCCAAAUCAUUACCAGCCUGCUGACAGAGCAGAGGGUAGUACUGUUUUCCUGUGACUGGGCCCGGCUCACCCUGCUGGCAGAGAGCCUGAUGCUCUUCAUCCACCCCCUGGUGUGGCAGCACCCCUUCGUCCCCGUCCUCUCAAGCCAGAUGCUGGACUUCCUCAUGGCGCCCACCGCCUACCUCAUGGGCUGUCAUCUGCACCAUUAUGAAGAGGUGGCCGCGGAAACAGAUGAUCUGAUUCUGGUUAACAUUGAUGAUGGCAUCGUGUCGUCUUCCUCGUCCGACGGGGUUGACCUGCCGGACGUCCCGCUGGCGGCCAGAGAGUGUUUUCUAACACGGGCGGAGGGUCUCCAGAUGCACUAUGACCUGGACGUGUGUCACCGGGGGUCCAGUACAGACGUCAACGACCAGAGGGCCCAGAGGAGGCAGUGGCAGAGGAAACUUAACACACACAUCCAGAACAUCACUCUGGAACUCAUCGUCAACAUCUUCAGGACAGGCACGCUUAAUCCAAUGACUAUUACUCUCAACCUCACCCCCCCACCACCACUGCACCCCCACAGAGAAGUCCACCAUCACCUCAACUAUGAGCACAGAGUCUUCAACAGUGAAGAGUUCUUCAGGUCUAGAGAACCAGCAGACCAGCCAUUUUUCAAGAAGGUGUUGGACACACAGAUCUUCCACUCGUUCCUACGGGAUCGUCUGAACAGGAAGAUGGACGCGUUUACACGCAUGGAGCUGAGCACUCGGACAGAAACGUACAGGCUGAAGUCCAUGACAGAGUCUCCGCGGCGGCCCACCAUGCAGGAGAUGGCCCGUAAAUACACCAGCCCAGAGAGCCGGCUCAGCAAGAGGCUGGGGGCCAGCCUGCCCAACCUGGGGGAUGGUGUGGGUGCCCUGGUGGGACCCCUCAUGCAGAACUCCCUCAAGAAGAUACAGGUGGACAGAGGUCUGAAGUCUCCCCAGAAGCCAGUGAGAUGCUUCAAGCUUCCUGAGUUCCCUCCACCGCUGGCCUACCACUACGUCCAGAAUUACUACCAGGAGAUGAUCACCCUCCUGGACAAGGCCAUCAGCGGGGUCGCCUUCGAGGACUCUUCUCUCCUGGCCUGCUAUCACUACCUCCGGGGCUUUGUCAACACAGUGGCCGGUAAACGUCUGGACGCACUGGAAGACUUUCAGAACCUUUACAAGACGGACACGGACAUCUUCCCUGGCGAGCUGGUCAACGCGCUGGUGGACUCUCUACAGGAUGGGGAACGGGCACAAGCGAACCGCCGAACCGAGAUCAAACGCCUGAUUAGUCGGGUGAAGAAGGACCACGAGAGGGAGCGGACGUGCCAUGACGACGAAGCUGUCAAGCGGUUCCAGCUGCCGAAAAAGCACAUGCAGUUGGAGGACUUUGUGAGGCACGUGCAGGAGUCUGGGAUUGUCAAGGACCAGGGGACCAUUCACCGGCUGUUUGAGGCUCUCACUGUGGGCCAGCAAAAACAGGUGGAUCCAGAACUCUUCCGAGUGUUCUACACCUUCUGGAAGGAGACUGAGGCCGAGGCUCAGGAAGUGGCCCUGCCGGCCUCAGUCCUGGAGCACCUGGAGGCUAACGAGUGUGUCUUCAAGCUGUCCUCUUCGGUCAAGACCAGCCACGGCGUGGGCAAGAUCGCCAUGACCCAGAGACGGCUGUUCCUGCUGACAGUAGGACGACCCGGGUACGUGGAGAUCACCAAGUUCAGAGACAUUGAGGAGGUGAAGAUCUCCUCGGCUCCCUUCCUGCUGCUGAGGAUCCCCUCUCUGAAGAUCAAGACCACCCUGAGGAAAGAGACGUUUGAGGUCAACCUGAAGUCGGAGGUUGACCUCUGGCACAUCAUGGUUAAGGAGAUGUGGGCCGGACGGAAGAUGGCGGACGACCACAAGGACCCCCAGUAUAUGCAGCAGGCUCUGACCAAUGCCCUGUUGAUGGAUGCAGUGGUUGGCUGUCUGCAGUCACAAAAGGCCAUUUUUGCAGCAACCAAGUUAGCACACUUUGACAGAAUGAAACUGGAAGUGCCAAUGAUGGUUCCCAAAACCACGUCAGAGACCCUGAAACACAAGAUCAAUCCGUCUCUGGACCGGACCAGCCCCCAGGCGGUAGAUGUUCUGCUCUACACCCCAGGCCAGCUGGGCGUAUCGCUCGACACCGAGGGUGAUGGGAACCCUAAACUGUGGUGUGCCCUGAGCGACGGGAAGGUUGUGGUGUUUGAUGCAGCCAGCUGGUCCAUGCAACAAAGCCAACUUCAAGUAGGCUCUUCACGAGUGAACUGCAUGCUGGGAGUAGACCGGCAGCAGGUGUGGAUUGGCUCUCAGGAUUCCGUCAUUUACAUAAUCAGCACCCGCAGCAUGUCCUGUAACAAGCAGCUGACGGACCACCGCAGUGAGGUCACAGGGUUGGCCCUAGGGGAGCGCAGGGAGAAGUACAGCCCCAAGGUGGCGUACUCCUGCAGUGCGGAAGGUACAGUGAUGACGUGGGACGUGUCCACACUGCAGGUGAGGAAACAGUUCAGGCUCUCCUGUGACCGUCUCCAGUCCGUUCAGCUCUGCAGUGGAACCCUGUGGUGCUGUGCCAGAGACUGCAUUAUGGAGGUGUGGAAAAAUGGAACGUUGACUCGCAAGAUCUCCCUUCCUGAACAGCUCCGUGGCUCCCCCACCGCCUUUAGCAGCUUCCUGCUCUACCAGGAGAAGGAGCAGCUGUGGACGGCCUGUAUAGACGUAGGGGAGCUGUGUGUGUGGCACCUCACGGAGCUCACCAAGCCCUUCCAGAGGAUCCAGUUGCCCGACUGUGCAGGUGUCACCUGCCUCAUCAAGGUCAAAAACCAGAUCUGGGUUGGUGGCCGUAGCUCGGGAAAGUCCAGAGGGAAGAUCUACGUAGUGGAUACCCAGCGACACACGGUGGAGAAGGAGCUGGUAGCUCACACAGACUGUGUCCAGGCACUGUGCUCCGCAGAGGACCGCUAUGUGCUGAGUGGGGCGGCCCGCGAGGAUGGGAAGAUAGCCAUCUGGAAAGUGGAGUAACUGGAGUGGAAUUCAAUACUGCCCCCUGGUGCAAACGGUAGAAAAUGGACUGAAACAGAGAGCGGCUGGGCCAAUAAGAAACACUCUUUUUCGUUUUCUGUUGAAGAAGAUUUUGCUACGUUGUGCUCUAAUAACCCAGGUUAUUGUGAACAUUUGGGAAAUGGACUUGUUGUGAUUUCAGACUGUCUGUGGGUGGAUGACUGACCCAAAGACAAAAUAAGGGGUCUUCCUCAUGAUUGCAUGGGGGUUUUGUAUUAUUGCUCAUUAGACUUACAACAACUGAAGUAAUUUGUCCAACCUAUAGUUAAAUACCUUUUUAUGUGUUCAGCAGUGUUAACUGCUUAUUUUAAUGUUAACAUCUAGACCUUUUUGUAUGUUUUAAUACACAAUACUACAUUUUUGUAUUGUUUACUGGUGUUAUUAAAAAUGUAUGAA
Molecule: messenger RNA, 5077 nt
Organism: Oncorhynchus gorbuscha (pink salmon)
Lineage: Eukaryota; Metazoa; Chordata; Actinopteri; Salmoniformes; Salmonidae
Product: DENN domain-containing protein 3-like
Exons: 24
Coding region: 746-4642 (1298 amino acids)
Biological process (GO): regulation of Rab protein signal transduction
Cellular component (GO): cytoplasmic vesicle
Molecular function (GO): protein binding
Source: RefSeq, a predicted model, not a curated record